Molecule: messenger RNA, 3426 nt
Organism: Plasmodium inui San Antonio 1
Lineage: Eukaryota; Apicomplexa; Aconoidasida; Haemosporida; Plasmodiidae
Exons: 1
Coding region: 1-3426 (1141 amino acids)
Source: RefSeq, a predicted model, not a curated record
AUGGAGAACAGCCAGAGUAACCACACCAGUUACUACCAGAGCGUAACGUCAAACAGCAACACAAUUAGCAUUUUUUAUGAAGAUUUAAAGCCAAACAAAAGUGACAAAAUAAAAUCACAUGAGUGGAAAAAUGACAAACAUGUAAGUGGGAAGAGAUCCAAAAAAGCAUACCAUUCGAAUGUUGCAUUCUUUCACCAUAAAAAGAAAAAAGCGGGUGAGAAGGAAAACAGCCACUUCCUGGAAAAUGACAAAAUUGGUAAUAGCUACUCCCAACGGGACUUAAAAAAAAAAGGGAACCUUCCGCAACAGAGUGGAAGAGGUACUGCAGAUAAGUCCAAGGAAGGCUUGCUCAUAGGUUCAUCUCCAGGGGGUACGAACAUAGAGAUGAAUAACAAAUUGGGGCACCAUGUGAGAAGCUCCAAUGGGAAUAGUGGGCCUAUUCAGGGGGUUGCCCUUAACGGAGGCCAGGGGAACCCCACGAAGCAGGCGCACAACCAGGGCGAUCAUGGCAAAGGUGAUAGGCGCGCCCUCCACGAGAGCAGUCCUAACAGUAACAAUAGCAAUAACAAUAAGAACUGCAGCAGCAGCCACGGGGAGGGAGUGAGACUCACCAAAGAACUGCUCGACGAUCUGAAUAAGAGAAACCAAAUUCUCAGUGACGAGAGCGGAGAGGACAAGGAUAAUGACAACCAGAACUUCCUCAUCUACGUGAAGAAAAGGAUUGAGCAGAAAAAGGAGGAGGAGAAGCGGGAGAAGAGGGCCGAGAGGAGCGCAAGGGCAGGCGGGAAAGCUGGCCGGAAGGCUGGCAGGAAAAUACGCGGGAGAGUCAGCGACAGAGUGAGCGGGAAAAUAGCAGGUGGUGAGCCAGGCGGUCAGUGGGGGGGCUACCUUGGCGCCCCCGAGAACAUCCCCCCCGGUCGCCCCCAAAGUGCAGAUCAGAUAAAACACCCCAGUGGUGAUCCCCCCAUGAACGAAAUUAUCGGACAAAAUGACAUAGAAGGGAACCGAUGCGAGGAUCUGGAAAUCCCCCUAAACGGAUGCCGCGACGCAUGCGGAGACGGAGUGGCUCCUCGAAGUGGCAACUACGAUGAUGAUACCAAGGGGACGAGUAACGGGAACCGAGAAAAUUCCAAUCAGAUCGAAACAUAUAAAACCAUCGACGAUAGUAGCUCCCUAUUUAGUGAUGAAUCGACCAAGGUGUACGUCAAUAGGAAGAAUCACGUUGAAUUUAAUAUGUGUGAAAAUCCCUGUGACAUUUGGUACGGCUUGAGGAAGAAGAAUGGCAAGCGCAUUUUUAUUAGCAGUUUGGGUGUGAAUGGGAAGAAGAAUAAAAACAAGGGCGGAAAUGCCAGGAGUGGCAAUGGAAGAAGUACCACUGGUAGAAGUGCUCAUGUUUGGAGUCCCAACAGGAGAAGCGACAUAAUGAGGAACUCCAAAAAGAGUGGGAAUGGCGUUGGAGUCGGUAGCAGCAUUGGCAAUGGUAUUGUGAGUGGCAAUCUCAAUGGCAAUGUCAAUGGCAUAGUCAAUAGCAACAGCACGAACAGGAAGGCCAAGUCCAAGAACGUAGAAAGGUACUACAUAAGCAAGAAGAAGGGAAGCGACAGCAGUUUGGCCAAGCUAAGUCGAGACAAACCCAAAGGAAAAAAUGGCCCCAAGUCCAACAUCAGAUAUGUUAAGUACAGCGCAGAGUGGAGCUCCAGUUACUACUCCAACGUCAUAAACAGCAACGAUGGAAACCUCUCUGACAACACCAUUGCGACGAUGCACAUUGAUGGAAAUUGCAAAUAUAAUGAGGAGACAAACGAAUACAGAAGUGGCAAAGGGAAUAAGCAUACGUACAGCUCCGCCACUUAUAGCGGUAACAGUAAGAAAGGGCAUGGGAAGAAUGAGCAAAACAAUAUUUCGCAGUUCAAUAAAAUGGGCGGGGGAAAUAAUUUUAUCGUUUCACGUAAUGACCAUCAUCAGCUAGCCAAAAAGUCUUCAAAAAAAAAAAGUAAAAAAAAUAUUAUGACCUGGUCACGUAGAAAUAACAAUUAUGAGAACAAACACAAGGUACAUUUUGCACCGGUGAAGGGUGCUAACAAGAACAUUUACUACGACAACGAGCCGACAAAAAUUAGGAUUAGGGGGGGAUCCCUGGGGUAUUUGAGCGACGGUGGUGGUAAAGGUGCAGCAGUUACAGCACCUGUGACUGCCGUGACAACUACUUCCAACUCGGCCGCCAACCCUGGUGAUGGACUCGACCGGGGCAAUCACAGCGACAGUGCUAAUAACGAGGCGGACGAAGAUGUAGGCCGAAAAAGUCGUCACGCGUCUACCGGGGGAGCAGACAGUAGCAUGGAUAGUAGUGCCGAUAGAGUUGGGGUUGGUGGCAGUUUCCCUCGCGUGGACAGUGCACACGUUGGCGACCCAACGAACAGCGACACUAAUCCUUUGAAAAUUCACUCCCUUUCGAUGCACAGCGGGAUGAUGAAGAGGAAAGAAAAUGUCUCUCGUGACGCCAGCAUAACACCAGAUUAUAAAUCGGAAUCACCAAAUGGAAAUAUCCCUUCUUUCCCCUCUUGUGCUCGCAUACGAGAGGACCAUAACGGAAAUAUUGCACCUAGUUAUGAAAAAAAUGACUUCAAGUCAUCCUGUGCGAAUAACGGAGGCGAAUUUCGCGCUCAGGUCAAACCCAGUGUGGAUAAUGCGUGCGGUGCAAACCAACAUAAGGGUGCUGGGGUGCACGGGUCAUAUCAGAACGAUAAAAAUGGAGCCAAAAGAAUGAAUACACAUAAGACGCAUAAAAUAAGGAACUACAGCAAUCGCACUUACAAUGUUGGCAGCUCGCCAUAUCACCCCUCAGUGAGCAACAAAGUGCCUGAGGAGGACUACUUGGCUCAUGCGUCCCCCUCCGAUGGUGCCGCUCUGCCAACGACUCGCCUUGAAACAAGUGAGUAUUACGCGAAGAACAAGGGGAAGGAUUAUGUCGGUACACCCAACUGUUACUACCAGCAUGGUGGAAAGAACGGGGCAUCCAAUUACCAUAGCCAUGCGAACAGCCACAAACCAUUUGACGUGAUCAAAGAGGAGACGUUUAUCGUGGCGGAGGGCAGAGACGAAAUAAUCUUCCCCGAUUUUGCCUACACGGGUGAGCAAAACAGGAAGUACAAAAAUUGCUACUACAACAACGCCAAGUUUGACUUGUCUUAUGAGAUUGAGGAGGACAUAUGGAAGCGAAAGAAAAAAAAGUGGAGCUCCAACAACGCCAGCAGCAGCGGUAACAAUGGAAACGGAAUCGGUGGUCAUGGCGGAAAUGGCGGAAAUGGCGGUAACACCGGUAACAGCGGCCAUGGUGGCGCCCCCUGUGGCAGCAAGUCAGCUUUUAAGAGCGCCAGAGAGAGGGUGCAGUCCAUACUGGCCAGGCGCAGGGGCGUUGACUUCUGA